Messenger RNA from Bradysia coprophila, 3283 nucleotides. RefSeq names its product jouberin-like. Gene Ontology annotation, biological process: motile cilium assembly. Gene Ontology annotation, molecular function: protein binding. The record is from RefSeq and is a predicted model, not a curated record. Lineage: Eukaryota; Metazoa; Arthropoda; Insecta; Diptera; Sciaridae. Gene Ontology annotation, cellular component: ciliary basal body.
CAAACGAAAUAAUUUAUUUCAAUCUAACAACAACCAUUCGAAUAAAGUUCACAUUUUACAUUCUUACACAUUCGAUUUUUCCUCCCCGAACGGAGGAAAAAAACAAAAAAAACUAUUCUCGGGUCCGUGUUCAUUGAACAAAUGUUCGGUAUUGAAAAUAUCACAGCUUAAUAAGUAAAGUUUAAUCGAAACUCAAACAAUGGCACAUAAUUCAAGCGAGAAUUUAAUCCAAUCGGAUAGUUCUACAUCAACAGAUGAAUUAAACAAUGGUUCACAUUCACGUUCGAUGGAAAAAGUUUCAAAGAAAAUGUUCCAUAAGAAGAAAACUGCAUUUGUUGGUGCUAAUUCGGUUACAUCGUCCAGUGUAACAUCAUCUCCACAACAACAUCCGAUUAUUGUUGUUGGCACAGCAGAUGUUCAUCGGGCAUUAUCUCCACCCAAACCAUUACCACGCAAACAAUUGUCGAUCGAUUCAGUGGGAACAAGCAGAAAGCAUUUCGCCAAAGUUGAUGAUAUCGUUGAGAUGUCGGUGUCGUCCGGUGACUCUGAAUCGAACAACAGGGAACAUGUGAAACCAAGCAUUGCUAAGAGAGAGGAAAUAGAACUACUUGAACUUAAAUCGCCGUCUGGCAGUUCCGGUGCCCAUUCUGACCGAGCCGAAGAACCGAAAAUGUUUUUCGCUAGGAGUAGGAAAAACACGAUUAUAACAAACAUCGACGAAAUAUCGCCAAAGAGUUCGGGCAGAACGGAUACAUCUUUCCGAAGUGAAAGCAAAUCACUAAAAGAAGUGAAACCAUUGCCAAAACCUCGCCAGCACGUUGAGCCGCAGUACGAAAUUGUUCAUGAGAAAUCGCCAGAGAAACAGACUGAGAUGCCAUUACACCAUUCCGUGAGUGAAUUGUCGAAAUCGAAUUCAAUCGACUCGGGUAGUGAAACAUAUACAGAGAGUGAGCUUAGUGAUAGUAAGAAGGACAAAUUAACUCAAGAAAUGACUGAUGUACAAAUUGAACGAGGAACCACUCAAAGGGACGACGAGAUAGAGAGACUCGUAGGGAUUUACAUUCAUUCCAGUAGCGAACUAAAAUUUGACUACAAUGUCCAUAAGCCAGUGGUGCGUUGUUCUAUUAUAGAUACGACAAGUGGACAACUGCUAAGAAAUAGAAAAGUAAAUGGGAGAACUCAGACGCAAGGACCUGAUGAGAAAGAUACCAUUCAAGCAGUCAUGACGAAGGGAUGUCGAUUUACAAGUUCUAGCAUAUUCCAAUGUCAAUGGGAACAGCUUCUGAUCAUCAACGAAAGCAUCACGCAAUUGAUGCACGACGACAUCAUAAUAUUUUUCGAAAUAUUGGACACAGCCUCCAGUGAGUCGAGUCUGUUUUUCAGUAAAGCUUCCCGAGAUAAAAAUGACUGGCACUACGUAUGCUGGGGAUUUCUGAGACCCGGUGAUGGAAACAAAUCGUCCAACGUUGAUAGACGCAGCUGUUUGCAGUUGUAUCGCUAUCAACGGCGGAAUUUAUUGCGAAAAUGUUCCUUAAACGUCUACGACCAAUUUCGAUUCAAUAGAAUCAGAUAUCCUGCAACUCUUACCGUUACCGUGAAAGGAAUAAUUCCAUCUGAUGAAUCACGACUCAAUUUCCCCAAAGAAGCAACCAAUCAACCAAACACCGAAUUUCGUAAAAUAAAAUCCGAAGCACAGAAAGUAACUGACACAGAAAAUGCCAGCAUCACAACAGCAAACGUUCUACGACGACUACCGGGUCAAAUAUGCAAGCAUCCGAACACCAUACACAAAACCCAUCUACAGCCAUCGUCGAAAGGAUGCUUGGCAUCGAAAUUCAGUCCCAAUGGUCAAUUUCUCGCAUAUUCAUUCUGUUCAGAUUAUAAUAUUCAGAUAGCAACAGUAUCCGACUUAAAAGUUAUCAACACAUUACGUGGUCACACCAAUUUUGUUUAUGAUUUAGAUUGGUUGGUGGAUAAAAGAAAAAAUUCAUUUCCGCUACAUUUGGUGUCGGCUUCGUCGGACCGAAGUGCCAUUCUGUGGACUAUCGAAAAGGACGGAAUUUCACUUACGAUUCUUCCACAUCCCUCGUUUUUAUACACUGCUAAAUUCUUAGUUAACUUAUCAACGGAUGGAUGUGGUUUAUUUGCCGUUACUGGGGGACGAGAUUGUACGAUACGAGUGUGGAAAAUUGGACUGGAUCACAAUUUCGAUCUGCUACAAGAGUCUAACGACCAUGAGAACUACAUUACAUCGAUUGUCUGUCCGACGAAGAGCAACGGUUUCUAUUCAAGUGACUGGAAUGGAUUUAUUUUCGAAUGGUCCUAUCAAACCAUUUCGAACAACUUCCAAGUUACUAGGAAAUUUCCAAAACUGAACGACGGCAUUUCUUCCCUUCAACUUCAUCCGAAAAACGAACAAAGACUGUACGCUCAACUGAAUACUCAUCAAAUCGUCUGCUUGGACACAACGAACGAAAUUGUUUUAAAUUCUCUGGGCUCAACUGACGACGAUCGACGGAUAAAUAAUAAAUUCACAAUAUCACCGUGUGGAUCAACAGUCUACACCAUUCUUGGGGACACCAUUCACAUGUACAACAUUCUGACCGGAUCGCUGCAAAGUUCAUUUAACGUUCCACACGUGAAAAAUCGGAGAGGCUCGUACAUCAGCCACUUGGACUAUCAUCCGAAAUUGUUUCUUCUAUGCGCAGCACUUUAUGGACCGAAUGGUGGAAUAGUACUGUUGUCCCACAAAACGGAUGGAUCGAAUGGUGCCACGGCAGCACCGGUUUGUCAAGACAGUUUCGAUGAUCGAUGGAUGUUGUUGAAACAAAAUGUGAAUCCUAAUUCGUCCGAACUGUUGGGAAAUAUCAUUCGGAGGAUUGACGACAUCUUGCACCAACCGCAACCGAAUAAAAAUGAAACGGACGAUUUGAAGAAUGAAAACAUUGCAAAUGGGAACCAUCGAACGCACGAUAGCGAUCAAACAGUUGCUGAUGGAGCAGUCGGUUCUGUUGAGGUUGGAUCGUUGACGAUUGUAAGCGAAACUGAUUCGGAUGUUGAAAGUGGUGGAACAUUUACGGUGCGCAGCCGAUCGAUAUCGGAAGUGUCGAAUAGGACGUUUACGCUGAAUAAAAAUGCUGGUGGCUCGAAUGGUUUAGCGCGAGUCAAUGACGGCACAUACAGCAUUAAAAGUGGUAGUGAUUCGGACGACACAACAAUAUCGGAGUCGAUGUAAAUCGCAGACUUUUCACGGAACAUUAAAUUCGAUUUUUUUCGAUUGAUC